Molecule: messenger RNA, 697 nt
Organism: Micropterus dolomieu (smallmouth bass)
Lineage: Eukaryota; Metazoa; Chordata; Actinopteri; Centrarchiformes; Centrarchidae
Product: active breakpoint cluster region-related protein-like
Exons: 3
Coding region: 226-543 (105 amino acids)
Biological process (GO): signal transduction; positive regulation of GTPase activity
Cellular component (GO): membrane
Molecular function (GO): GTPase activator activity
Source: RefSeq, a predicted model, not a curated record
UUUUAUGAAAAGCGCUGUGAGAUAACUGUUGUUGUGAUUUGGCGCUAUAUAAAUAAAAUUGAAUUGAAUUUUAUAAACUUAACCUUAACCUUAAAUUCAAGCCCUUUUAGUCUUGAAAUGGCCUCUCAGCAAAGUGAACUGAACUUAAAAGUGAUCUGAGCGUCUCGUGUAUGUGUUUUUCUCUCCCUUGUAGACAUCCAGGACAUAAACUCCCGGCAUGCCUCAAUGUUGUCCCUGCUGCAAUCCUGUCCCGACUCCAACCGGCACACCUUCCUGUACAUACUGCACCACCUGCAACGAGUCUCAGAGAAGCAAGACAUCAACAAGAUGUCUCUAAUGAACCUGGCUACAGUGUUUGGUCCGAGCCUCUUACGCCCCCCUGUGGUUGGACUGGGGUACAACGGGCCCACUGUGGAUAUUUCCCAGGAGGUGGUGGUACAGGUCCAAGUGGUUUUCUGCUACCUGCAGUGCAACAACCUCCCUGAAGCCCAGACCUCUCUGCCACAUGACACAGACGCUGAAGAGGAGACCACCCAUAUGUGAGACCACCAUCAGUGUCCCGGCUCGCGGGAAAUUCAAACACUUUGUGCAAAACAAUUAAAUUAAAUUAAAAAAGAUAUGCUAUUUUUCACUUCUGAAACCACAGUUGUAACAUUUUCAGUGUUAAACACAUUUAAAUAAAAGCAUUUUUUUAUUA